Molecule: messenger RNA, 1284 nt
Organism: Coffea eugenioides
Lineage: Eukaryota; Viridiplantae; Streptophyta; Magnoliopsida; Gentianales; Rubiaceae
Exons: 3
Coding region: 1-1284 (427 amino acids)
Source: RefSeq, a predicted model, not a curated record
AUGCUAGAGGCCAUUGAAGCUCGGGCGAAGGAAAUUGAGGAGAAGGAGAGAGAGUGUCGUUUGAUUUUGGAACAAGGGCGGAAAGAAUUGGAGGUGAAAAAGAAUGAAUUGAGUUUAAUUAGAGAUGAUACUAGACUUAGGCAAGAGAAAUUGAGUGAGCAAGAGAAGUUGAUAGGAGCUCUUUUUGAGAGGAUAGAGUUCGAGGGGAAACAUAUUGGGGAUAUUAGAAGUUCUGUUGAUGAGGGUUUUAGAGAAUUAUGUUUAAAAGAGAGGCAGGUAGCAGAUCGUUGGAGAGAGCUCGAGUGGGUUGAGAAACAGAUUGAGAGUAGAGAAAAUGAACUUGAUAAGAAAGAGGAAAAGUUGAAGAGUUUAGAGAAGGAGAUUGAGCUGAGGGAAAAGGUUUUGGGUUCAAAACAGGGGAUGCUUGAAGCUAGAGAAAGUCAGCUGGAGGCUAGAGAAAAGGUUUUGGAUUACAGAAGGGCAAAGAAAAGAAGGAAAAGUGGAGACAAGGAUGCAUAUGAGAAUGACUCUGAACAACAUCCAGUCAUUGAUCUGGUUGGAUCAGAUUCUGGUGAUUCUGGUCAUUCAGGUUUGGGAUGUGAUCUAAAUGAUUCCCCUUCAGUGUCAGAGUCUGAUUCAGGUUAUUCAGGUUCAGCACAUGAUCUUGGUAAGGUGCGUGAUCCUAUUGUUCGCAUUGCAUGGCUCCAGCCUGUGGCACAUUAUCCAGGUGCAAUGUCGUAUAGGAAGAACACCAAAAGUGUGAAGUUACCUGCCAUAAAGCAGGGUUGGAAGGAGUGGAUAGAUGCGGGCUUACCAGUUGGUUGUGGUGAAUUUAUAUGUGGCAAACAAGAGGCCCUGUCAUUAUCUCGUUGUAACUUUUUGCAUCAAGUUUGCUACAAAGAUAAUUUUGCUUCUUGCAAUCUUGGUAGUCCUUACUUAAUACAUCCUCAAAAGGGAGAGAUGUGGGCCCUCUAUAAGGAUUGCAACCUUAGUUGCUGUGCUUCUAAUCCUGAAAAUCAUUUAUCUUGCCAGUAUGAGAUAGUUGAGAUUGUCCAGAGAAAUCCUUUUGACACUAGAGUUGCUUCCUUGGAUAAAUUGGAAGGAUAUGCUAGUUUAUAUCACAGAAGAAACCACAAUAAGAAGGAUACUUUUUUGAUAGAUGAUGAAGAGCUCUUUAGGUUUUCCCACAAAAUACCUUCUUUUAGGUUGAGCAGCCAAGAGAGCAAAGGUGUACCAGAGGGAUCUUUUGAACUUGAUCCCAAGUCGCUUCCUGCAGUUUCUUGA